AUGGAAGAAAGAUUAACUCUAUCAAGAGUUAGCAAGAACUAUCAAAUAGGGACACUAUGUCCACUCUGUAAAGAAGACUUUAGCAAGGAUGUGUACAAGUUGAACAAUCAUAUGAUACUAUGUUUCUUGUAUCUCACCGUUGGCUGUUUGGAUGUUGUAAAGGAUACUAUCAAAGAUAUAGAGUUUGAUGAACAAAGAAAAAAGAGAAAUAGAGAGGUGAAUGACAAUGAUGUUCAAAGUUUGUCACCAUCAAGAAACAAUCAAUCUUCUUUGACACAACAAUCAUCUACUACGUUAGCAACAAAAACUGAAGAUUCAUGCUUUGUAGAUGAAGAUGACAGAGAUAAUUAUACAACAAGAAAGAGAAAGAAGAUUGACGAAAAUGGAUCGCCAUACUCUAUAAAGUUGAUAUCAACAUCAUCAUCAACAAAUCAUUAUUUUAAAGAUACAUUAUUUAGAGUAUCAAUGAUAUCAAUAUUAUAUCGUGAAGAUGAAAAUGAAAGCGUAAUGAAUCUAUUGAUGACUUGUAAAGAUGCUAUGAAAUGGAAGGAUACUGUUGUAUUCCCAAGAUUACCUUCUAUUGAUACGAUAGAAUUGUACAAAGACAGUGGUAGAUUCAAUCAACUACCAAAAAGAUACAAUAGAGUUUAUAUCAAGAGUGUCAAAGAUAGAGACUAUUUUAAAGAGAAUGCAAGUGGUUUAAUCAAUCAUCAUUGUCGAGAACUAAACUAUUCUAUUAUUGAUACAGUACCGGCUGGAUUCAUACCAGAUCACUUUACAAAGAUUAAAAUUGAAGCAAAGAUAGAAGUUGGAUCAAUACCACCAUUUACAACCCACCUUUAUCUUGGACUAGGACAGAAGAUUUUUAAAGAACUCUUCCCAGAUACAUUAGAGGUACUUUAUAUCCCAAGUGGCGUGAUUGGAGAACAAUCAAACCUCGAUGAUCUUUUACCACACAAUCUAAGGAUACUUGGAAUCAAAUCCAGUUUGGUGCAUCCUUAUCUCUUUAACCUCAAGAAACUCAAUUGUCUGAUGAUUAGUAAAUCUUCCAUCAAAGGCAGCAGACAAACAUAUAUAGAUAUUCGCACUGGAUGUAUUCCCAAUACAAUUGAGAAUUUACAUCUUGAAAAUUGCAAUGUCGACCCUGGAUACAUUCUUCCAUCGAGUAUUAAAUACCUCUCAAUCAGUCUCACCAUCAACUCACCUAAAUGUAUUCCUUCAUCUGUACAGUACCUAUCUAUAAAGUCUGACCAACCCUUGACAGCAGGAUCUCUCCCUUCAUCGGUCAUAGAACUCCAUGUACAGGGUAAAUUAAAGAUACAUCCAGGAAGUAUCCCACCAUCAGUUGCCUCACUGGGACUGCGCGAGCUUGAAUUUUUACCACCCGCCUCUGUUAUCCCAGAUACCAUUUCCAGACUAUAUAUCAGUGGGUUAAAAUGUCAAUUCGAUGGUAGUCUAUAUCCAAACAGCAUCGAGUAUUUUUCACUUCAUGAAAAAUACGAUUACCCACUCAAACAUUGUAUUCCACCUUCGACAAAAUAUUUUAAGUAUCACGCCAGUCAUCCAUCGAUUAAUGAAUUCAAAGCCAAUGAUAUUCCAAAUGGGGUCACUCGUAUUAGAUUGGGUAAUCACUUUAAUAAAGAUUUGGUUCGUGGAUUUAUUCCAGAUAGUUGUGAGUAUUUGGAAUUUUCAUACUCUUAUGACCAAGUACCACUUUGGAGGGCCGUACCAAAACAAUUGAAAAAAGUCAGUUGUAAUCCUGUUUGUCUAAGGAUUAGCAAUAGUAUUCCACCAUCUAUCAAACAAUCACCUGCCAAUAAGACCCAUCUAGGAGGGAGUGAGUGGCCCAUAUUUUCAAGAUUUGUUGAAUAUUGGAAUAUAUUUGCCAAUCUAAACUAG
Molecule: messenger RNA, 1899 nt
Organism: Cavenderia fasciculata
Lineage: Eukaryota; Evosea; Eumycetozoa; Acytosteliales; Cavenderiaceae
Exons: 3
Coding region: 1-1899 (632 amino acids)
Source: RefSeq, a predicted model, not a curated record